This is a messenger RNA of Amaranthus tricolor (Joseph's coat), 1051 nucleotides long. RefSeq names its product heavy metal-associated isoprenylated plant protein 3-like. The coding region runs from base 160 to 897 and encodes 245 amino acids. The transcript is spliced from 5 exons. NCBI's taxonomy places the organism in Eukaryota, Viridiplantae, Streptophyta, Magnoliopsida, Caryophyllales, Amaranthaceae. The record is from RefSeq and is a predicted model, not a curated record. Gene Ontology annotation, molecular function: metal ion binding.
CUAACUUCUUCCCUCCAUUAAUGGCAUCGGCAUUUGCCAGUGCAUACACAAUUCCUCCAAACACUACUACUGCUCUACAAAAUCCUCUCCCUAUAAAAACCCCCGCAAUACCCCCAUGUUCAAAAAUCAUCACCAAUACCAAUUUUAAAUUUGUUAACCAUGGCGAAGGGAAAAAACAAAGGAGCAGAAACGGAUAACAGUGAAUGCUCUGUUUUCAGCAUUGUUUUUACGGUUCAUUUGCAUUGUAAGGGAUGUACUGGAAGAAUCCGAAAGCAUAUCCUCAAAUAUCCUGGUGUUGUUAGAGUUGAGUUUGAAGGUGAAAACAAGGUUAAAGUGAUUUGCCUAAAAAAUGUUGAUCCAGAGAAAUUACGAGACAAAUUGCAAGAAAAAACAUCCAAAAAAUUCGAACUAAUCCUUCCGCAACAACCCAAAAAAGAUGCCAAACAGAAUGUAAAACAAACAGAAAACAAACCCAAAGAGUUGGCAGUAACAUCAGUACUAUUGAAGGUAGAGUACCACUGUGAUGGCUGUUAUCAGAAACUCUGCAAAACAUUGCAUUCCUACACAGGUGUGCAUGAAGUGAAAGAAGAUAAAGAGAAAUCCACAAUGAAAGUGAGUGGAAGGUUUGAAGUGAAGAAAAUGGUGGAAGAGCUGUCCAAGAAAUUGCACAAACCACUUGAAAUCAUUCCUGAGAAGGAGAAAGAACAGAAGAAACCACCUGAUAACAGCACCAACAAACUACCAACUCAGGAGAAGAACAAGGAAGUUAAGGUGGAAUAUCUAGUUAAUGGAUCUGGGUAUGUGGGUGUGUGUGAUGGGUCGGGUCGGAUCCUGAAAAUAUUUGACACUCCUGAGCUAUUCAGUGAUGACAACCCAAAUGGCUGCUUCAUUAUGUGAUCAUUCUCCUUCUAUGGCAUGCACUUCAGAAACAGGGUUUUUUGGGUUACUAAUUACUAUUUACUAUUUACUAACUGUAAAUAAAUGAAUGAACAGAAUCAGUAACAGUAUCUACUGCUUGUUUUUGGUUUAAUGAUGCACAGGUGAAGUUUGU